Molecule: messenger RNA, 1496 nt
Organism: Ectocarpus sp. CCAP 1310/34
Lineage: Eukaryota; Phaeophyceae; Ectocarpales; Ectocarpaceae
Source: the annotation of a GenBank genome assembly
AAAAAUGAAGACCGCUGCUUGCAUCGCCGCUGCGUGCGCCACUUCGGCGUCGGCCUUCGUGGCCCCCAGCGCCUUCAACGGUGCCGCCCUCACCACUGCGGCCAAGUCCUCCUCGGCCAUGAAGAUGUCCUUCGAGUCCGAGAUCGGCGCGCAGCCCCCGCUCGGCUUCUGGGACCCGCUCGGCCUCCUCGCCGACGCCGACCAGGAACGGUUCGAGCGCCUCCGCUACGUGGAGGUGAAGCACGGCCGCAUUGCUAUGCUCGCCAUCGCCGGCCACCUCACUCAGCAGAACGUCCGCCUCCCCGGCAUGCUCUCCAACUCGGCCGACCUGUCCUUUGCCGACAUGCCCAACGGUGUGGCCGCCCUCUCCAAGAUCCCCCCGGCAGGCCUCGCCCAGAUCUUCGCGUUCGUCGGCUUCCUCGAGCUGGCCGUCAUGAAGAACGUGGAGGGCUCCUUCCCCGGUGACUUCACCAACGGCGGCAACCCCUUCGCAUCCUCGUGGGACGCCAUGUCCGAGGAGACCCAGGAGUCGAAGCGCGCGAUCGAGCUCAACAACGGCCGCGCCGCCCAGAUGGGCAUCCUCGCCCUCAUGGUGCACGAGGAGCUCAACAACAAGCCGUACGUUAUCAACGACCUCCUCGGCGCCAGCUACACCUUCAACUAAAUCCACCACACCUUUGUAACGGGGGAAUUUAGAGGGAGGAAUAGUUGUUGCCCUGCACUGGUGUUGUGUCUCGGAAGAUGAUAUGAUGAUCGUUUUGCCAGUGCUCGUUGGAUCGGAUUUUUUCAGCCCUUUUUACAUCGUGAGGUGCGCCUUUGUUCAAGUCCUCCUUCCGACCGUUUGGCUGUUGAGCACAACCACGCGUACAUGUCCUGUUGGUCAGAAGGUGUUCCGUAGAUGGGGCGGGACUUCAAUUGUAGAAUUUCUUGAGAGCGGGUUGCGAUAGAUGUAGAGGCAUGACUUUUGAGUGCAGACGGUUGCGUUGCGAUUGUUCUUGCGAGAGAAGGUCGUGAUGCAACCAAAUAAGUGAGACUUUUUUGACAGCAAGUCGUACAUUUUUCGCACAACGGUAGUGGGGUGGGUAGGGCAAGAUCAGGCGUGUUCUUUCCCUCACGCCACCCCCUGCAAAUCGAAACUGCUUGUUCGUGCAGAAUUGGUGUGCUGUGUCUGCAGCGACCGACCGUACAGAGCAAUGAUCAAGCGUCUGGCUUGCGCGGGGUACAUUCCGUCAACUCAGCAGGAGGGUGGUGUCGUUCCCGCCCCCUCCGAUUCGUUGUUGUCUAGUCUUGGGUUGGUUUGCGAUGGAUACUGAUGGCAACUUGAAAAUACGACAACGAAACCUCCAAGAAAUUGCAUCUUUUGAACGCACCUUGGUGCGAUCAGCAGCGAUGCCGUCUGCAGUGUGCGUGGUGAGUGGAUUUUUUUCACGUGCACUUUCUGCCCUGUUUUGGCUCUCUGAAACGCUGUUCCAAGUGGGUGGAUUGUCUCGCUCCCG